GUUGCCGGGUCUUGGCAGCCACUCUCCAGCAUCGCCUUGCACGCUGAGUCUCGUCGUCCCGCCUCUUAGCCACGGGAUGCGACUUAGAAUGGCCUAGAAAAUGCUGGCCGUGGACUGGGGCUGCUGAUGUUGCCCUUUGUCCGGUGGAUCCCUCCUUCCAUUGCCACUAGGAGGAGGGAGGAGCAGCUGCAGACAGGGCUGAUGGAGAGGGAUGAAUGGCACCUGUGGUGAGCCACUUACUUUUUUCCCCUACCCUGACUCUAUUUAAAGGCUUCCCCUGCGCCUGUCACCUCUGCGUCCCUUUCCCUUGCCCAAGUCAUAUAAAGCAACCCCCACGGUCGUUCCACGAACCUCUACCUACUUUCGCUUCAUCUUCUCGCUUCAAGACACUCGCUAGUCUACCGAUCGCCUCCGCAACGAUCCACUCAAUCUACCCGGUCAAUCAGAUCUAGACUACCACUCGCUAGCAAGAUGCGUUCUUCUAUCCUCCUCGUUGCUUUCGCGGCUUUCGCUGCUGCCCAGUCUUCUGUUGCGGUUCCCCAGGGUGAGCCCUCCGCUGCUGUCACCUCGACUCCUGUCAUCCCCACCCAGGGAUCCCUGCCUGCUGGAGCCUCUAGCAUCGUCGUCGGCUCUAGCGGUGUUCCUUCUUCCCUCGUGAGGUCGAAGAGCGCUUCUGCCACCACCUCCACCAAGACCUCCACCAAGACUUCCAGCUCCGACUCCUCCACCUCGACUGGUAGCUCAUCGAGCAAGAGCUCCAGCACCAGCACUUCCUCUGGUGCUGGUGUUCCUCUCGCCACCGCCGGCCCCGUCGGUCUGUCCGUCGUGGCUGGUGCUGCUCUCGCUGCUUUCCUGUAAAUGGAGAGGGCGAUCUUCCUACCUGCGCCUUGAUGGAGUUGAGUCUCGACCGUCUCGAACCCAGUCUCCUGGGAAAUAUCUGAUACCCAUGGCGAUCGAACUUUCCAUUUGGGCCGCAGGAAGCGUGGUGCUAUGAUGUGAAGGGGAUGGGUAUUUUACAGUUUUCUUCUGACAUAUGUAACAUUGCUGGGAAGGAUUUUCUUUCCUGUUCUUCCUUUCAACGUUCACCGCUUGUUCACAAAAGAUGCAUAACGCGGCGCACAUACGAGUUCUCUUCUUUAGUAAUUUUUAAUCGCUUAAUGAGGACAUGGUAAAUACACUGAGAAUUCGCUGCGAGCCCAUCUUAACUUUAAGCUUAUACAUCCGUAAAUAUAUGGUAGUAUAGUGUUACUGUGUCACUGUCAGGUUCGGUCCAACGGUGUAGAAGGUGGGUUUGGCGAUAGGGCUCCUGGACCCCACGAUGUUAAUGG
This is a messenger RNA of Aspergillus sclerotioniger CBS 115572, 1328 nucleotides long. RefSeq names its product putative GPI anchored protein. The record is from RefSeq and is a predicted model, not a curated record. Lineage: Eukaryota; Fungi; Ascomycota; Eurotiomycetes; Eurotiales; Aspergillaceae. Bases 472 to 858 code for a protein of 128 amino acids. The transcript is spliced from 2 exons.